Molecule: messenger RNA, 479 nt
Organism: Salvia hispanica
Lineage: Eukaryota; Viridiplantae; Streptophyta; Magnoliopsida; Lamiales; Lamiaceae
Product: DNA-directed RNA polymerases II, IV and V subunit 10
Biological process (GO): transcription by RNA polymerase II; transcription by RNA polymerase I; tRNA transcription by RNA polymerase III
Cellular component (GO): RNA polymerase I complex; RNA polymerase III complex; RNA polymerase II, core complex
Molecular function (GO): zinc ion binding; DNA binding
Source: RefSeq, a predicted model, not a curated record
ACAUGUUACGCCGACGAUAAACAAAGGGUUUAAGAGCCGAAAUCUCCCUACCAAAAUCGAAGAUGAUUAUUCCUGUGCGUUGCUUCACUUGUGGGAAGGUUAUCGGAAACAAAUGGGACAUGUACCUCGAUUUGCUUCAGGCUGACUACAGUGAGGGAGAUGCCCUUGAUUCCUUGCUGUUGGUUCGCUACUGCUGCAGAAGAAUGUUGAUGACCCACGUCGAUUUGAUUGAGAAGCUCCUGAACUAUAACACCCUAGAGAAAUCCGAAGGCAGUUGAAGCAACAUCCGAGUUCUUAUGUGGGAGAUGUAUAUGCACUUUUUUCUGAACCAUGUAGUACUUGACUUGAUGAAAAUACUUUUCUGUGAAUAUAUCGUUGUAUUGUGGGCUAUUGAGUGAACCGACCAAACUGGAUCUAUGCUAUUUUGCGAACGCAUUGCUAUUUAUAUUGUGGGAUGUUAAGCAGAGUCUUUAUUUGUA